UCUGUAUCUUCGUCUAUCUUCCUCUUUCUUGGCUGCACCUGUUCCCUUUUAACAACAUUCUCCCCUCUUCGACGGACUUCUUCCCUUUCACGACUCAUCCACGACUUACGAUCUCCCCAUCUUCAUCAUCAUCUCCACGACCAACCGACAUGCUGGGCAUCAUGCGCGCAUUCUUCAUGCCACGGGCCGAUCCCCAAGACGUAUCCCUGGAGGAGGGGAGAGCUUCGCGGGAGAAGGGCAGGCUGAACAUGGAGAAGGGCAGGCCGGAUCUGUCGUGGGCGUGUAGGGGAGAGGAUGCUAGCACCAUCGGAAGGGGCAGCACGACCAUUCGGAGCGAAGGCCCGCAUGCCGCGAGCCUCAGUCCGCCCGCCUUGCUGCGCAAGACGAGCCUCGCGGCCUCUCAGCGCCAGGAGCAUGCCGAGGAGCGCGCUGUCGCCCGCAAGCCCCCCUCACGCAACGCCUGGCUGCACACUCGCCCGCGCGCGGACAAAGGCCGCAGCGACGCCCCCAACUGUAGAGGCAGCGACGCGCCCAGCCAUGAGCGCAACCGGGAAAGCAGCGACGCGCCCAAUCGUGACAAGCCCCGCCUCGGCGCCAGCCUCACCAAGCUUCGUCGCAGCAGCAGCCUCACCAAGCUCGGUCGCUCCAGCAGCCUCAACAAGCUCCGCCGCACAGCCAGCCUCGACAGGCCCCAGCGCAGCGGCAGCGUCAACCUGCCCCCACGCCGCGCGCCCCUGCGCGUCAACACCAUCACCAUCAGCCGGCCCCAGCCCCUCCAGCCGGGCACCACGGGCUCGCUCACGGGCAUCGACCUCCCAUCGCCGACGCUGGGGCCGCAACACGCCACAGUACGGCGCGCGGCGUCCCUGCCAGCGCGACUGCCCGCGGGCCCGCCGCCCUCCGCGUUCCGCGCGCCGGAGAGGGUGGUGACGCCCACCGAGGAGCGCUUCGCGGCGCGGUUCGAGGCGGGCGUGCCGACGGCGAAGUUCGACAUGGAGGCGGUGGUAAAAUAUCAGGAGGGGGCAGGCGGCAUAUUCCCGAGCUCUGGGGGCAGCUUUGGGAGUUCGACGGGUAAUUUGGGGGGUUCCGGUGGUAGCCUCGGUGGCUCGGGAGGUAGUUUUGGCGGUGCGGGGGAGGCUGUGGGUGCGCCAGGUCGCUUGCGGGUGCGGAUGCCGGAGGCGGCGGCGGUGAGGCCUAUGGUGGCGCGUCCGCCGAUGUUGUCCGCCAUUGAGGAGGGCAGCUACAAAUCGCCGGCGCCGAGCUUGCGCGUGCUGCCUGGAUCGGCGGCGAUGAGCAUGCGGACGACGACCCGGACGAUGACGAGCGGCUCGCCCAUCGAGCGCGUCAGUCGUGAAGCUCUGUCAGGGUUUGGUCCAAUGACCAACAGCAGGAAGGUCCCGCGCCUUCUAGUUACCCCGUCCUCGCCAGCGCGCUCGCCGGUCGAGCGCGACUUCGGGACGAUGCACGAAGCUUGGGGAGCCGACAUCCAGGAGCAGCACGGCCCUAACGCGGACAGCUUCUACGACGACACCCUCGCGUCCCCACACGCCGACAGCUUCGUCACCGCGGGCAGCGACCGCAACCGGCAGUCUUCCCUCGCCAGCAUCCUCGGCAUCGACACCAACCACUCGCCCACGUCCGCCGUCACCAUCAGGUCCCUGCCCUUCCGGCAGCACGACUACGAGCACGAGCCGAGCCCGCUUGCGCUCAACCCCGCCGACACACUCGAAGAAGAGAAGGCCAGCCACGACACGGCGGCGAUCGACGAGGAGACGAUGCGGCGCAUCGAGCAUCGGUGGGACAAGGUCGGCGCGGAUCUGCCGUACGUGCUUACCGUGCCGCGGCCCCCGACGGCGCGCGCGCACCGCCGACGGUGGACUCCCGCGCAGGUGCUCUUCUUCCUCGGCUUCCUCUUGCCCGCGUUCUGGCUCAUAGGCGGUUGGCUCUUCACCAUGCGGGGCGAGAUACCCGCGUACCGCUGCGCGCCGAGGGAGGGCGCGAAGCGCGGUAGCGGCGGCUCGGUGUUCUCGUGCAUUCGCGAGAGAGGAAAGAAGCAGCAGCCGAAGGAGCUGGUUCUGCCGCGCUGGCGGGAGCGGGCUGAUUCGCCGGGGUUGAGCAUGCCUGCGGGGGAGAAAGAGACGCGGAAGACGGGGGCGCAGUUGGAUGUCAUCUGUCGCUAUCCGUACGUCGAACGCCGCGUCGUUGCGGAUAUUCUGACUCCAAGUGGAGCUGGCGUCGACGCCAUUACUGUCAGCGCGAGGCCCGAGUGGACUCGAAGGGUGAUUGAUCCAUGGAUCAUUCGCUGCCGGCUGGCAUUGUGGUAUUUCUCUGUGCUUGUGUUCUUCGGUUCGGCCCUGGCCAUUGUUGUUAUGAUCGUCACAACGCACUUCCUUUAGUGGGCGUGCUAAGCUUAUUUGCAGUCUAUCUACCUGGAGUAUGUAUUGUGUUAGUGUACGAUAAAUGUAAGAUGUAAAUGAAG
Molecule: messenger RNA, 2479 nt
Organism: Schizophyllum commune H4-8
Lineage: Eukaryota; Fungi; Basidiomycota; Agaricomycetes; Agaricales; Schizophyllaceae
Exons: 4
Coding region: 150-2396 (748 amino acids)
Source: RefSeq, a predicted model, not a curated record